Molecule: messenger RNA, 2153 nt
Organism: Balaenoptera acutorostrata (minke whale)
Lineage: Eukaryota; Metazoa; Chordata; Mammalia; Artiodactyla; Balaenopteridae
Product: vomeronasal type-1 receptor 2-like
Exons: 2
Coding region: 299-1291 (330 amino acids)
Biological process (GO): G protein-coupled receptor signaling pathway
Cellular component (GO): membrane
Molecular function (GO): pheromone receptor activity
Source: RefSeq, a predicted model, not a curated record
AUAAUUUAGGUCCUACUCUAAAUAUUUUAUCACUCAUUUAAAUGUCAAGUCCCAUAGUUUAGGGCAAAGCCCAAUACAUACAAUGUAAACACUAUAUAACGAAACACAUCAGACUUGGGAAACCUUGGACAAAAGAAAAAAUAUAUUUAAAACAAAUUAUCAGGGUAGGUAAUAGUAAGUGGAGAAUCUUGAAUUUAAUAUUUCAUGAAAAAAUAGCCCACAAUUCAUGUUUUCGUGCAGAAUCGUCUCUUUGUGAAUCUUCACUCUUUGUGAACAGUGAGCCCUGGAAAAUGACAGAAUGCCUUUCAUGGAUUUGAAAUUUGUAAUGAUCUUCCUAUUCCAGAUAGGCAUUGGAAUCCUGGGAAAUUUCUCACUCUUAUAUCAUUAUGUGUUCCUGUACCUCAGUGGAUCUAGGUCAAGGUCCACGGAUUUGAUUUUCAAGCACCUGACUAUAGCCAACUCCUUGGUCAUUCUCUCAAGAGGAAUCCCAGAGACAACGGCAGCUUUUGGGUUGAAAGAUUUUCUCAGAGAUUUUGGAUGCAAACUUGUUUUCUCUUUUCACAGAGUGGCAAGAGGUGUGUCCAUGGGCACCACCUGCCUCCUGAAUAUCUUCCAGGCUAUAGCAAUCAGUCCCAGCAACUCCAAGUGGGCAGAGCUUAAAGUAAGAGCCCUAAAGUUUAUUGGUCCUACCAACAUUCUCUGCUGGAUCCUAAACAUGUUGCUAAAUACUAUGGUUCCUAUGCAUUUGACUGGCAAAUGGAACAAUAAAAACAUCACAAAAACUAUAGAUUUUGGAUACUGUUCUUCUAAACUUCAUAACAAAGACACAGACUUACUAUUUAUAGUAUUGGUAUCCUCCCAUGAUGUUUUGUGUUCGGGACACAUGACCUGGGCAAAUGGCUCCAUGGUAUCCAUUCUGUACAGGCAUAAGCAACGGGUCCAGAAGAUCCUUGGGAAGAAUGUAUCCCCUAGAUCUUCCCCUUUGACCAAAGCUACCCAAAGCAUCCUUGUACUGGUGAGCACCUUUGUAUGUUUUUAUACCCUCUCCUCCAUCAUUUAUUUUUAUUUUAUUCAUGUUCAUAAGACCAUUUGGUGGCUGGUGUACACCUCUGCCUUAAUCAAGGCAUGUUUCCCAACUGCCAGCCCCUUUGUUCUCUGGAGAUGUGUCCCCUGUAUAUCCAGACAUCUCUGUGUGUGUACCAGGAAAAGUGCAGUUACCUCAUCUCAUCAGAACAAUGUAAAUAGUCUGAUUUUCAUCAUGUUUAUUCCAUUUUGUCCUCAUUCUUCAUAGGAUCUUAAGCACAAUUAUAGCCAGUUUCAUUGCACGUAGAGUUGCGUAUAAAACAGAUUCUGGUACAAUAAAUAGUAAAUAAUAAUAGCCAUUGUAAGUGAAAUCUAUGAAAUUAUUAUUAAAGUACUCUUAUUAUUGUAUUUUAUUGCUCAUUUCACUGGAGAAGUACAGAGUGUAAUCAAUAAUAAGACAGUCCUGAAAUAAAUUGGAUAUACUAGAAUUAUUUUUGACUAUUUAACUUUUAAUCUGCUGUAUCAAAAUUUCUCAAGAUUUAACUGAGCAUAGCAUUGUAAAUACAGUACCAUAAAAGGUAAUGAUAUGUGGAAUGUUCCCUCAAGAAACCUUAGGAGAGGCGUCAAUGUCCCUGCAUUGUAAUGCAAGUGACUGGGGUAAAGCUAGAGGGAAAAUUAUGUUUUAGUUAUUGUAGCCACUGGCCGCUAAGUUGAGAACGUUGUGCCUUACAUCCUAAGAGAAAUAGUGGUCAAUUGGAAUAUGAAAAUGUGUAUGGAUGCUAGAUUAAGGCUUUUUUUCAAAUAAAUGAAAAUAUUAUUUCAAAAAAAAAAAAGAAAAUGUGUAUGGAGAAAGGUGAAAAUAUUGAAAAAAUAUAUUUCAGUUAAACGUUGGAAUAGUGAGCAUCAGGGGACAAAGGAGAACAUGGUUUCAUUCCAGAAUGCCACAUUGUAUUUAGUCAUCAUGUUUCCCCAGUCUCCUCUUCUCUGUUUCAUUUUCUCAUUCAGGUACUUCUUAGAAUAUCCCCAAAGUUUUGUGUGUGUGAUUUAUUUCUGAGUUUAUAGACUUCUUGAAGAAUAUCACAUCUCCUCGUGCAGUUAACAUGACAUAUCAUUGGUGAUGAUCAUCUUGA